Musca domestica (house fly) is the source of this 1190-nucleotide messenger RNA. RefSeq names its product synaptosomal-associated protein 29 (gene Snap29). Gene Ontology annotation, biological process: synaptic vesicle priming; synaptic vesicle fusion to presynaptic active zone membrane; exocytosis. Gene Ontology annotation, molecular function: SNAP receptor activity; syntaxin binding. The coding region runs from base 288 to 1097 and encodes 269 amino acids. Lineage: Eukaryota; Metazoa; Arthropoda; Insecta; Diptera; Muscidae. The record is from RefSeq and is a predicted model, not a curated record. Gene Ontology annotation, cellular component: plasma membrane; SNARE complex. The transcript is spliced from 3 exons.
GUCCCAAUCGACCAUUACGCUCUACACCUCAUUCUGAGUCAUACAGAUUUUCUUUUGUUACUUUUUUUAUUGACCUUUAUUGUUCUCCCCCUAUUCCUAUCGUUUGGUAUUUGUCGUAUAGUUCAUUUGGUUUGUAAACAAAGGAAGUAGAAUUAUUUUUUUAUUUUUAUAAAAUUAUUUAGUUUAUAUAAAUAUAGCUAUCAAAUAAUUUCCUACCACAUCUCCCACAUUGAUUUAACUGUGUUCCGAUAUUGUAAUUUCCCUUGUUGAGUUGACACAUUUACAUUAUGGCUGAUAAUUACAUGCAGCCCGUUAACAAUCAUUUUGCGUUUGAGGACGUAGAUGAUAAUGUGUUUUUGAGCAGACGGCGGACGAACAAUGGAAACCUAGUUAAUAGCUCCGUGGAUAACAGUAUUGAUCGUAGUCCAAGCUUUGAAGACAAACGUCUGCUGUCCUACCAAGAGAAACGUCGGGAAAUUGAGAAUAGGAGUUUGGAAUCGACUCAAAGAUCGUUGGGGUUGCUCUACGAUACAGAACAAAUUGGAAAUGAUACGGCAGUAGAAUUGGCAAGACAACGAGACCAACUUGAGAGAACCGACAAAAACUUGGAUGAUAUAAAUGCCACGCUGAGAUACAGUCAACGUCAUUUGAAUAGCAUAAAAAGUGUUUUUGGCAGCAUCAAAAAUCACCUGUUCGGAACUAGGGAGACGAAUGUGGCGACAAACAAUGAAAGGAAGUUGUCGACAAAUGUGAAUGCUCCCCAAGUGGUAACGGAAAAAGCCAAGCCCGUAUCCUCGCCAUCCAAUGACUAUGACCAGCAUCCUAUUUCACGUUUACGUGACGAUAUUUCUCAUACAAAACAGAUGACGUCGAAUCGACAAGAAAGGCCCAGCAAUCCAUUUGAAGUGCAACUGGAAGCAAACCUAAAUGAAAUGAGUGAAAAUUUAUCACGACUAAAAGGCUUGGCGACAGACUUGGGUUCGGAGAUUGAAUACCAGAAUGAAUUGUUGGAUAAUAUGACAUACAAAGUUGAAGAUGUUGAUAUGAAAUUAUCGCGCCAGAAUAAAGACAUCUCUAAGCUCCUGGGCAAGAAGUAGAUUUUGUGUUCGGACAAGAUAUUGAAAUAGAAUAAGUAGUAUUAGUAAACAAUCGCCGCUUUAAUAAAAAGUAUUGGAAUAAUUAAUUUAUAA